Schistocerca gregaria is the source of this 2460-nucleotide messenger RNA. Its product is annotated as protease 2-like. Gene Ontology annotation, molecular function: serine-type endopeptidase activity. The transcript is spliced from 4 exons. Bases 21 to 2360 code for a protein of 779 amino acids. NCBI's taxonomy places the organism in Eukaryota, Metazoa, Arthropoda, Insecta, Orthoptera, Acrididae. Gene Ontology annotation, biological process: proteolysis. The record is from RefSeq and is a predicted model, not a curated record.
UCUUCAGCUGGUUGUAUCACAUGUUUGCCAAGUCGCUUUUUCCGUGCCGUCUUAUACUAAAGGACGUUCAUUUUUUUGGCAAUAAGAAUCAGCCGUCGGUAUCUCGGACCGGCUUACCAACACACUAUUCUUUGAGAUGUCGCCCCUCAUCACCGGCCUCCAAAUCGCUUGAGACUCUAAUACAGAGAUCUCCAUUUGUUGCAUCCUAUGCUACAAAAAAAAAAAAAGGUUUCAUUCCUGCAGCAUUGAAGAGUCUGCUUGGAGCUCGGUCGGUUAAAGAGUUAGAACAAAUAUCAAGCACUCCACCUGUAGCAAAGAAGUUGACAGAAAGCAUCAGCCGCUUUGGCCAUAUUUUGGCGGACGAUUAUGCCUAUUUGUUCAAUAUGGCGUUCGAUAAGAGCGCUCAGCGUUAUAUGGUACAUGAGGACACCUAUGCUGCAAGGCAAAUUCACGAACAACUAUCGCCCAUAGCAAACAUGUUCCGCCAUGAAGUGCACUCUCUCGCCACCAGCAAAUUUGAGUGUGUACCCGAGAAAAUAGGAGAUUACUACUACUACACACGUCAAACCGCAAAUUCUAUGACCGUUUAUUGCCGCAAAAAACUCAGUCUCGACGCUCCUGAGGAGGUUUUAUUAGACUGCAACACGCUGUUGAAGAAAAGCAAUCGAAUCACUGUGGGCACGUUGAAGGUGACCCAGGAUCACAGAUUUUUGGUAUAUCUUCUUGACACACGAUCCAACGAAAUGUUUGAUGCUUAUGUCAUGGACACGGUUGAAAAGACCCAAAUUUCAGUUAUUAAGAACGUGUCGAAUGUUGAAUGGGCUCUGGAUGGAAAGUCCAUUUUUUAUUCGGUACCAGAUGAGAUGCGCAGGCCCUAUCGUAUAUACCGUCGUUAUUUACAUGGAAAAGUGGAGGAUGAGCUCAUUCACGAAGAGUUGGACGAUAAGUUUUUUUUAGACAUCAGUCGAACCAAAGAUUGGAAGUACAUUAUUAUCAACAGCAAUUCCAAGAUCACAUCUGAAGUUAGAAUACUUGACACGUCUGCGAGCGAUGCGAGGCCUAAAUUAAUCACUGCACGAAAUACGGGGACCGAGUUCUUCAUGGACCAUGCAGGAGAUUACUUCUAUAUUGUGACGAAUGAGAAGGACUCUAACUACAAAGUCAUGCGAGUUCCAGAUCAUAGCAUUCUGGAUCUACAAAAAUGGGAAGUGCUGGUGCCUUCCAGAGCGGACGUUUCUAUUGAAGACGUGGACGUUUUAUCGAACCAUGUCGUUAUAUAUGAGCGUCACGGCGGCCUGUCUCGGGUUUGUGUUAUCAAUACCAGCACUCGAGAAGAAGUGCUUAUUCCGCUCGAGUCCGGCUUGUGUCACAUUGAGCCAGGUACAAACUUAGACCCAGAUACGUCUAGACUGCGUUUUACCUACAGCUCUCCCAUUGUGCCAGGCGUCGUGUAUGACUAUCACUUUGAUACUGGAGUGCUAGAGGAACGAUACAGGCACCAGCUUCCGUGCAGCGAAGGCGCGAAGAGCGCGUUCAACCCUGAGAACUACCAAAUUCAACGUGUGAUGGUGCCCAGCACUGACGGCGUACAAGUGCCCAUGACGCUCGUACAUCGCAAGGGCAUUGCCCCUUCUAUGGAUAACUUGACACUGCUACAUGUUUAUGGCGCCUAUGGUCAUUCUCUGAACCUUGAUUUCGACAUUGCAAACAUACCAAUGCUGCAGCGAGGAUGGAUGAUAGCUUACGCGCACGUCCGCGGUGGAGGCGAGCUUGGUCGCCAAUGGCACGCCGGUGGCAAGCUGUUGAACAAACGAAAUUCCUUCGACGAUUUUAUCAGUUGUACGAAAUGGCUCAUUUCGAAUCGCUAUACUCAGCCCAAGUGGAUCGCAGCUAAAGCCGCGAGUGCAGGUGGAAUGGUCUUGGGUGUCGCCGCCAACGAAGCACCGGAGCUGUACAAAGCGAUGGUGAUGAAGGUUCCCUUUUUAGACGUCUUGAGUUCUAUGUUGAACGAACAUCUACCUCUGACGGUACAUGAGUACGAAGAAUGGGGCAACCCCAAUGUGAAGGAUGAUUUUGAAAAUAUCUACUCUUAUGAUCCAUAUUGGAACAUACAGAGUCACGAAUAUCCGGCUAUGUUCAUAACUUCUUCUAUGCUAGACAUUCGCGUUCCGCCUUGGAACCACAGUCGCUAUGUAGCCAAGCUGCGCUCUACCAAAAAAGGGAACAGUCUCAUUUUACUUCGAAUGGACAAUCAGUACGGCCACUUUGGAAACGGAACUGCACAGGGACGAGUGGACGAAACUGUCACUGAACUAGCAUUCAUCUACUCUACCUUAAACGUCUUGCCAGAGAGAAUUUAAACGAGUUUUUUGUCAGCAAUGUUGACAUAUCUCUCCCUUUUAGAGAGAGGUGUGUAUAUAUAUAAUAUAUGUAUGUACAGCACAUACAAUUUGAGAGCGU